AUGGAGAGGGACGGCCCGCAAACCCCUCCAAACAGCAAAGGGAAGGAAAAGGAAAAUGGAAAGGGGAGAAGUACCGACGUGACAUUUCCUGCGAGCGGUGGCAGCGAGAAGGAAAUGCAGAGAGGGAGCAGGGCAAACCUCUCAUCCCGCGUGGCUGACUCGGCACUGACGCUGGGGUCGGGCCUGGUGUCAGGGUUCGACAGCGCGGGCCAUCUCUUGCCCUCGGACAAAGCAGGAGCUUCGAUCCCACGCCCCCAGGCGUCUAAAGGGGAGACGUCCAGCUACGCCCACCAGGCAGGGCCAAGUUUGGGCGGCAACGUCAAGUCCACACAUGCUCAGGAGCACGUCAAGCAACAAGAGGCCGCCUUUUCCAAUUUCCUGGACGGCACAAGCGUGUCGCAGUCUUUGGGGGUUCAGCAUGGUCUGGACCUUGAUGAACGCAUGGGGGCCACUGCACCACAGGCGAGUCGGAUGCUCUCGCACGACGACUAUGCAAGCACGGACGGCCUAGAGGUCGUCAAGCUACUCGACACUGAUUACGAUGAGGUUGUGCGGCCGGACCCCGACGUACCGCUCUCGCGCGACGACGCCACGGCGUUGCGGCGAGCUCUCUUUGGUAACUCGGCGGCCUCGUCCGCUACUGGGGGCCGGCCUGCCGACUGGGACGACCUGCUCAACUUUGUGCCCGAGUAUGUGGGCGACGAGGCUUCACUCCGGGGCACCAGUGAACUCUGGCAGCACAUGGGGACGUCAGACGUCUCGGAGGCCAGAAGGACGUGGGCUAACCAAUGGGGCGACGUCCUCUCGCGUUACACCGACGAAGUCUGGGGAGACCUGGGGAUGCUGGUGCAGGAGGCGCAGGCGGAGGCCCGAAAGAUACAGGAGGGCGGGCGCGAAGCCACGCCGGCAGAGGCAAAGGCUAUUCUAAGGUUGCGGCAGAUUCUAGCUCACGUGCGAGAUGGAUGA
Messenger RNA from Neoarthrinium moseri, 966 nucleotides. RefSeq lists its product as uncharacterized. The record is from RefSeq and is a predicted model, not a curated record. Lineage: Eukaryota; Fungi; Ascomycota; Sordariomycetes; Amphisphaeriales; Apiosporaceae. The coding region runs from base 1 to 966 and encodes 321 amino acids. The transcript has a single exon.